Messenger RNA from Phialemonium atrogriseum, 4438 nucleotides. Its product is annotated as ABC transporter FUM19. Gene Ontology annotation, molecular function: ATP binding; ATP hydrolysis activity; ABC-type transporter activity. The transcript has 3 exons. Gene Ontology annotation, biological process: transmembrane transport. Gene Ontology annotation, cellular component: membrane. NCBI's taxonomy places the organism in Eukaryota, Fungi, Ascomycota, Sordariomycetes, Cephalothecales, Cephalothecaceae. The record is from RefSeq and is a predicted model, not a curated record. Bases 324 to 4097 code for a protein of 1257 amino acids.
GGAUAACCACCUGCCCAGGUAGGUUAGGUACUUAGGUAGGUAGGUUGGUAAUGUAUCUAGUUAUCGCAGACCCGUCGUCCAUACUGCGUACGUGAUUUGGCGCAGGCAAUUGAAGUGCAGGCGACACUCUCCCAAUGUUGUGUACGUCAACGCUUCGUCAACUCCUGAGCAGCCUUACGAGUUCCUCCACCGUGGGCCGCAUGGGGGUGAUUGAUUAUAUUGUGCCUCGCGACGGCCAACCGCGCAGUUAAUCUCUGGUAGGUGCUGGAAUCGUACCAUCUAGCCAGUCGUCUUGUCCUCAGGACGCGAAGGUUUCUUCCCUCAUGUUCGACAUAGAAUUCUCAGGGUGUCUGAAUGAUGACUCCCUUGGACCCAGCGUCCAGGGAUGCCGGGGCGACUUCGACUUUACCCUCAAAUUUGAGAAGAUCUUCCUCUCCAUUGUACCAUCCUCCAUCUUCGUCACCCUCGCCCUGUCGAGGAUCGUCUUUCUCGUCAGAAGACCAAAUAUCAUAAGGAACUCAAUCUUUCGGUCCAUCAAGCUCGCUGCUGUUGCUGUGUAUGGAUCUCUCCACCUCGCCCUGCUUGUUCUGGCUUCUAUCAGAUCGGCAAGGCUUGGAGACCUUUUCAUCGCCUCGUCAUGCUUGGAGUUCGUGUCGGCACUAUGCAUGGCUGCCCUGUCCGUUCUGGAGCACUCACGCGCCCCGCGGCCGUCGAUGCUUCUAGGCGGAUACCUUUUCCUGACCCUGCUAUUUGACAUUACGCAGUGUAGGUCCAUGUGGUUAUCGGCAGUCAACUAUGAUGAAACCACCUUCGUACGCCUCUUUACUGCGUCUGUUGCGGCUAAGACCACGCUCGUCGCUCUGGAAUCCCAGCAGAAGAAGCGAUGGUUGGACUGGGAGAAGGCAGAGCACAGCCCCGAGGAGACAAUGGGCAUCUAUGGGCUCGGAGCCUUCAUGUGGCUGGACUCGUUGUUCUGGACUGGCUACAAGAAGGUCCUAAGGGUCGACGACCUCUUCCCCCUUGAUCAGAACCUAGCAGCAGAGCGUCUUCAGAGAACAUUUGCUAAGCACAUUGAGAAGGCUAGCUUCAGAGGCAAGAAGCGCGGUCUAACCAGGGUUCUCGUCAGGACACUCGCAGUGCCGCUUAUGCUUCCUGUUGGGCCUCGGAUCGCCCUUAUGGGGUUCACGUUCUCCCAACCCUUCCUCAUUGAAACCCUGCUUGGCUAUCUCCAAGAGCCGCAAGAUGAGGCUUCGAAGAAUAUCGGAUAUGGGUUGAUCGGUGCCACCAUCCUCAUCUACUCUGGAAUCGCCGUCUCGACCGCCUUCUACUGGUAUCUCCACGAGAGGUUCCUAUACAUGACCCGCGGGUGCCUAGCUUCGGUCGUGUAUAAGAAUACCACCAAGACGAAGCUGUCGGAUUCUGAUGACUCGGCAGCCUUAACACUCAUGAGCACCGACGUGGAGCGCGUCCGCCUUGGAUUUAUGAACUUACACGAGUUCUGGGCCAAUACUGUCGAGGUCGCUCUCGCCAGCUGGCUUCUCCAGCGGCAACUCGGCGUCGCAUUUCUUGCGCCCCUCGUCAUCGUCGCCCUCUGCGUGACCGCAUCCUCCUUCCUAGCAAGAUAUGCCGGCCCACGACAAAAGGCGUGGAUGGAGAAGAUCGAGAAGCGGGUCGGGCUCACCGCGAACGUCAUUGGUAAUAUGAAACAUCUCAAGAUCUCCGGCCUGACUGCGCCCAUCGAGGAGGCCAUCCAGGGCAUGAGGGUGGAUGAGUUGAAAGUUGGGGCUAGGUUCCGCUUCGUCCAGAUCCUCGCUGUCGUCAUUGCAUUCACGCCGCUCACGUUAUCGCCCGUGAUGACCUUCGCCGUCACUUCUAAGAAGCUGGACGUCACCACCAUCUUCGUCUCGCUCUCGUACCUGAUCCUAUUGUCAGACCCCCUUACCAUGAUCUUCCAGAGUGUUCCUUCCUUGUUAGCAGCUCUCACGUGCCUCGACCGGAUCCAGGCCUUCGUGGAGAAGGAACCGCGUGAGGACUUCCGCGAGAGCGACGGAGAGUCACCGUCCGAGAAGUCCAGGAUUGCAGGCGCAAGUCGCGCCUCUGAGGAAGCUAUCACGAUAUACGGUGGCAGUUUCGGAUGGACAGACGGCAAAUUCAACGUGCAAAACAUCGAUGUCACGAUCCCCGCCUCCAAGCUAACUCUCUUGGUUGGUCCGAUCGCAUCGGGCAAGUCAACCCUCUGCAAGGCACUGCUUGGUGAGACGCCGCUUGCCGCCGGGCGGGUCGUCCUGGGAUCUAACCAUCGACGGAUUGGCUACUGCGACCAGACACCCUUCUUGUCCAAUGCAACGAUCAGGGAGAAUAUCAUCGGCUUCUCGGUCUGGGACCAAAAGAGGUACAAUGAUGUGAUUGAGGCGACGAUGCUGGUCAAGGACAUCGCUCUUUUCCCCCAUGGAGAUCUUACCAACGUCGGGAGCAACGGUAUUACCAUCAGUGGCGGGCAGAAGCAGCGAGUCUCUAUCGCCAGAGCCCUCUACCUAGAAUCCGAUCUACUCGUUUUUGACGACAUCUUGAGCGGCCUCGACGUCGAUACGGAGGAGCAGGUGUUCUGGCGCGUCUUUGGCCCGGAAGGCUUGCUGAAGAGAAGAAAGGCAACGGCUAUCCUCUGUACGCACUCUAUCAGACAUCUUCCAUCGGCCGAUCAUAUUAUUGCCCUGGGUUCCGACGGCAGUCUUGUCGAGGAAGGUAACUUUGCCGAUCUCGUGGCCAACAAGAAGUACAUACACGGCCUUGGGUUCAACGGUGUGGAUAAGAGGAGGUCGGGCGGUACCUCGCCUCUACAACAGACAACCAGCGCCUCGGCCCAUCUUAACAGCGUCAUUACUGCCAAAUCUGCCGAGACAAGCAGUCCCGUCGACCAGGCGCGGAGGACAGGAGACAUGUCAGUCUACAAGCACUACUUUAGUAGUAUUGGUUUCUGGCCGCUGGCGACCUUCCUUGCCUUGAGCGCUGCCUGCGGUUUCUUCUUCAACUGGCGGACUAUAUGGGUCAAGUUCUGGUCAGAGGAUGUCAGCUCGCCCGAUCCUGCCCAUACGAAUGCCUUCUAUGUCGGCCUCUUUGCCAUGUUCCAGGGAUUAACUCUGUUAAUCAUCUUCUGCGUCGUCUGCAUCACCUCCCUCACCAUCAUCUCGACAUCCGGCGCUACGCUUCAUAAGGCGGCAUUGAAGACGGUAAUCAACGCCCCGCUGCGGUUCUUCACCACCACCGAUUCGGGAGUGGUGACCAACCUGUUCUCGCAGGACAUGACACUCAUUGACAGCGAGCUGCCGAUGGCUCUCACCAACUUCGUGCUCGUGGGGCUCAUUACACUCGGCAUGGCCGCCAUCAUCGCCAUCGCGUCGCCAUACCUGCUCAUCCUCUACCCUUUCCUAGCCGCAUUACUCUACGGGCUCCAGAAGUUCUACCUAGCCACAUCCCGCCAGCUGCGUCUACUCGACCUCGAGGCCAAGAGCCCGCUCUACUCGCACUUCAUCGACACAAUCAAGGGCGUCGCGUCGAUCCGCGCGUUUGGCUGGGUUGACGAUAACAUCGGUCUCAACAACAAGCUGCUGGACACAUCCCAGCGCCCCGCGUACCUGCUGGCGAUGAUUCAGCGGUGGCUUGGCUUUACGCUCAACGUCGUCGUGGCGGUCGUCGCCGUGGUGGUUGUCACCAUCGCUACCCAGAUGCGGUCGAAUACCGGGUUCACCGGCGCCAGUUUGGUGACCAUCAUGGGUUUUGGCGACUCCCUGUCUCAGAUCAUCCGGAUGUACACUAUGCUUGAGACGUCGAUAGGCGCCGUAAGCAGGCUGAAGUCUUUCAGCGAGAACACCAAACCCGAGAACCAGCCGGGCGAAGACGAGAGUCCCCCAGAGUCGUGGCCGAUGAAUGGUUUGAUCGAGAUCAAAUGCGUGUCGGCAUCUUAUGGUGAUCCUGCCGAGGCCCCGACCGACGAGUCAGAGAGUCAGCCAUCCGCCGCGAAGCAUCUGGCCCUGAAGGAUCUCAAUAUCACGAUCCAGGCUGGAGAGAAGGUCGCCAUCUGCGGGCGGAGCGGAAGGUAAGCAAGCAUCCGUUUCUCCUUAACCACCUAUCCUCCCAACCUCCCCCCUUUUCCCCCCCGGCCCCACUUCUUCCAUGCUACAAAGUCUCCACCCUCACACGGUCUUUUCUCCUUCCCACUAGCGGCAAGUCCUCCACGAUCCUCCUCCUCCUCCGCCUCCUCGACCCGGUCCCUUCGUCCGCCCACGACGCCACCGGCACCGGUACCGGCAUCACCAUCGACGGCAUCCCGCUGCGCCGAAUCGACCGGGCGGUCCUCCGGCGGCGCAUCAUCGCCGUGCCGCAGGACGCCGUCUUCCUGCCCGACGGCUCCAGCUUCGGGGCCAACCUCGACCCGCUCGGG